AUGUUCUCCCGCGAGUCGUCAGAAGAGAAGACUGCUGGCCCCGAGCCAGAAAAGCAUGUUACUCCUGUCACCUCUGCACAAAAAAGAUUGGAACUGGGGAACAUCACAGAGGACCCAGUUGAAGCCUCUGUUUUGUUCACCCUGGACAAUCCAUACCAUCCUUUCAACUGGCCUGUCUGGCAGAAGUACCUUAUCACCAUCAUAUACUGCACCCUGCAAACGUACGUGACUUUGACCUCGACAAGUUACGUUGCUAUUGAGUUUUUGGUGCAGGAAAGAUUUGGUGUCAGCACACAAGUUUCUGCCCUGGGCCAAUCGAUGUUCAUUUUGGGCACUGCCAUAGGACCAGCAUUUCUGGGUCCACUUUCAGAUAUUGGAGGUAGAAAAUGGGUUUAUGUGUUUUCGACCCUUCUUUAUGUUAUCUUCAACUUUGGCUGUGCUUAUCCUAGAAACAUGCCAAUGCUUGCCAUUUUCAUGUUUAUCAUUGGACUUUGCGGCUCCACUGCUCUGUCCAACGUUGCUGGUACCAUUGGAGAUCUGUUUGGAAACUCGGAUAUGGCCUCCCAACCAAUGGCGCUGUUUGUUUUCUCUGCCAACACCGGUCCAUCCAUUGGAGGUGUUGUUGGAGAAGCCAUCGGUGAAAAUACAAGCUUGGGAUACAAAUGGGUGUUCCUUAUCAACAUCAUCAUUGGCGCUGCCUUUUUUGUUGGCUUGAUGUUUGUUCCAGAAACGUUGCCAAGAAUUGUGAUUCCAGAAAGAAUGGCUGUUGAAGGUAAAGACGUGCCGCCUGUCAUCAUCAGAGAGCUCAAAUACUUCUUCAACUCACUGACUGGCAAGGAACAAGAUUUCCUGAACGAAGUUACCGAUCCAAAGGAUCCAAAUACCACCAUCGUGGUUGAAAAGGUCAGCGCAAUCAAUGAGAUAAAGUUCGUGUUUGUCAUGGCCUUGAAAAUGAUGGUCACCGAGCCUAUCAUCAUCUUCCUUGGUCUAUUCAACGGUUUUGCCUAUGGUUUGCUUUUCCUGUACCUGGAUGGUAUCUUCACCGUUUUCGUCUACAACAACAAUCUGUCAUACAUGGGAGCUGAGGUGACUUACCUGAACUUCGUUGUGGGUGCUGCUUGCGUGGUUUGUCUUGUGCCAAUCCAGACAUGGCUAUUUAGCCGUGACAGAAAGAAGAACGGCGGUGUUCCGAGACCAGAAGCCAGAUUCUUGAUUUCUCUGGUCACUGUUUGGGGAUUCCCGAUUUCGCUCUUUUGGUUCGCCUUCACCUGUGAUGGAAGCGUCAACUACUGGUCGCCCAUCGUGGCUGGAUUUGUUCUGGCCAUCGCCGAUCCAUUGUUGUGGCUCGCUAUGUUGAACUAUAUCAUCGACAGUUACUCGGAGGCAGGGUUGAGCAACUCUGGUAUUGCUGCAUUCACCAUUCCUUCAUUCUCCAUUGCUGCUGCUUUGGCUCACGCUGGUAUUGCCAUGUUUGAGGAUAUGUCUGCACAAUGGGCUAUGGCUACUUUGGCCUUCAUUUCUCUGCUGGUGGUGGUGCUGGUCUACGUCUUCUACUUCUUUGGAGCUAGACUCAGAGCUUCUUCGAAACUCGCGAGAAUUAGCGGAGUCAAAGCUUCGGAUUAG
Molecule: messenger RNA, 1623 nt
Organism: Ogataea parapolymorpha DL-1
Lineage: Eukaryota; Fungi; Ascomycota; Pichiomycetes; Pichiales; Pichiaceae
Exons: 2
Coding region: 1-1623 (540 amino acids)
Biological process (GO): transmembrane transport
Molecular function (GO): transmembrane transporter activity
Source: RefSeq, a predicted model, not a curated record